Messenger RNA from Cannabis sativa, 1342 nucleotides. RefSeq names its product peroxidase 10. The transcript is spliced from 4 exons. NCBI's taxonomy places the organism in Eukaryota, Viridiplantae, Streptophyta, Magnoliopsida, Rosales, Cannabaceae. The record is from RefSeq and is a predicted model, not a curated record. Bases 86 to 1096 code for a protein of 336 amino acids. Gene Ontology annotation, biological process: hydrogen peroxide catabolic process; response to oxidative stress. Gene Ontology annotation, molecular function: heme binding; peroxidase activity.
CUCUAGUUGAAAAAUCAUCAGAAUGCAACAUAAACACUCUUGCAUCAAUCAAGAGAAUUACAAAUAUUAAUUAAAAAAAAAAAAGAUGACUACUACUUAUCACAAAGUCCAUUGUAACUUCACCUUCAUUCCUUUGUAUUUUGUCUUGCUCUUUGUUCUAAUGUUCUCUUUUGGUGAAGGGCAGCUAGAUUAUCGAUUCUAUGAUCAAUCGUGUCCAAGGUUGCCAAUGAUUGUUAGGUUUAAUGUUUGGCAAGCUAUCAGAAAUGACACCAGGAUGGCUGCAUCCCUACUUCGGUUGUACUUCCACGAUUGCAUUGUGGAUGGAUGUGAUGCAUCAGUGCUUCUUGACGACACUGAAGAUUUCGAGGGAGAAAAGAAUUCAUUUCCAAACCGAAAAUCGCUUAGAGGUUAUGAUGUGAUCGAUAAUAUCAAGGUUGAUGUUGAAAGGUUUUGUCCAUCCACUGUUUCAUGCGCUGAUCUUCUUACUCUAGUUGUUAGAGAAGCUGUUCAAUCGGCUGGAGGACCUUUUUGGCCUGUCGUAUUAGGACGACGAGAUUCGACUACAGCAAGUCAGAAGGCAGCUAAUGAGCAAAUACCAGCUCCUACUGAGUCAUUUAAGGAAAUGACUGCCAAAUUCACUGUAAAGGGUCUUGACUUAAAGGAUGUAGUAGUCCUCUCAGGCGCACACACCAUAGGAUUUGCGCAGUGCUCCACAUUCAAGAAGAGAUUGUUUGACUUCAAAGACUCAGGCAGCUCUGACCCAUCCAUGGAUUCUUUAAUGCUAUCAAAUUUACAAAACAUGUGUCCAAACAAAGACACUUCAAACUCCAACCUGGCCCCACUUGAUUAUUCUAGUACCUUUAGGUUUGAUAAUUCCUACUAUGUCAAUGUGGUCAACAAGAGGGGACUUCUUCAAUCUGACCAAGCUUUAUUGGAUGAUCCUAUUGCCGCAGCACUUGUUAAUUCCUACAGCAACGACCCAUAUCUCUUCUCUAAUGAUUUUGCUGCUUCAAUGAUCAAGCUCAGUACUGUUGGGAUACUUACUGCACCAUAUGGGGAAAUAAGAAAGAAAUGUGGAUCAAUCAACAAUAUUUAGUAGAUCAUAUAUAUAACUUAUAAUUUUUAUAUAUAUAUAUAUUACUACGACUUAACUUUUCAUGGUACGUAUGUGUAAGUGUAAUACAAAAUAUAUGUAUUAGUCUCCUUUUCUUUUCUGUUUCAGCUCAUGGAAUUAUGUAAUAUUUAGCUGCUAUUAAUUAGUAUUGGUGGAUGUAUGCAUCCUUGUAAGAUUAUAUUAAAUACGUCCGUACCGUACGUAUAUACCAACUACGUUACAUUGAUA